AUGACUAUAGCUAAUGUGGAAAUCCCCCCUUUAAAGAAAGUUCCAAGUAAAGAAGUUGCAUUCACAACUGAUAAAUAUCCAACUUUACAAAGAAAUCCAAAUUUUAACCAACUUUCUUCAGAGGAUAUUUUGUUUUUCAAGUCAAUAUUACCUUCUAAUAGUCUAAUCAUUGAUAAUGGAAAUAAUUCUGAUGAUCUAGCACCUUAUAACUUAGAUUGGAUGAAAAAAUAUAGAGGAAAGUCUUGUUUAGUGGUUAAACCUAAAACAACACAACAAGUUUCCCAAUUGUUAAAAUAUUGUAAUGAAAAAAAGUUGGCUGUUGUACCUCAAGGCGGUAAUACAGGGCUUGUUGGUGGUGGUGUUCCAGUUUUUGAUGAAAUUAUUAUAAAUACUAGUAAUCUAAAUCAAAUAAAAAGUUUUGAUUCUAUUUCUGGGGUUCUUACAUGUGAUUCUGGCUGUAUCCUAGAGGUCCUUGAUAAUUAUUUGGCUGAACAAGGUUUUAUGAUGCCAUUAGAUUUGGGUGCAAAAGGAAGUUGUCAUAUUGGUGGUAAUGUUGCAACAAAUGCUGGUGGAUUAAGACUUUUACGAUAUGGAUCUUUGCAUGGCAGUGUACUAGGAUUAGAAAUUGUACUUCCAGAUGGGACAAUUUUAGAUAACCUUUCUACUCUUCGUAAAGACAAUACUGGUUAUGAUCUAAAACAAAUCUUUAUUGGGUCAGAAGGUACUCUUGGAAUAAUUACUGGUGUGUCUAUCUUAACACCUCAGCGUCCUAAAGCUGUUAAUGUUGCAAUAUUCGGAUUGAAUUCAUUUGAAAAUGUUCAAAAGGCAUUUAUUAAAUCAAAGCAAGAGUUAUCAGAAAUUCUUUCUGCUUUUGAAUUCUGGGAUCUUUCUGCUCUUAAAUUGGUUGAAUCAAUUCACAUUCAAGGAACAAGAUUCCCAUUAGAAAAUAAAUAUCCCUUUUAUGUAUUAGUAGAAAUUAGUGGAUCAAAUAAGGAUCAUGAUGAAGAAAAACUUCAGAAUUACUUGGAAACUUUGUUGUCACAAGAAAUUGUAGAAAAUGGUGUUGUUGCACAAGAUGACACUCAAAUCAAAAAUUUUUGGACAUUUAGAGAAAUUAUUCCAGAAGCAUGUAGUAAAUCAGGUGCCGUUUAUAAAUAUGAUAUGUCAAUGCCAGUUCCAGUUCUUUAUCAGAUGGUUGAAGAUGUAAGAGAACGAUUGUCACAAGCUGGUGUUUUUGGUGAUGACAAGCCAGUAACUAAUGUGAUUGGUUAUGGUCAUAUAGGCGAUGGUAAUUUACAUUUGAAUAUUACUGCAAAUUCUUAUGAUUCUCAAAUUACAAAUCUUAUUGAACCAUAUGUUUACAAAUGGACAGAAAAACACAAGGGAUCUAUUUCAGCAGAACACGGACUUGGUUUUAUGAAAGCAAAUUAUAUUGGUUAUUCAAAAUCUAAACCAAUGAUUGACACGAUGAAAAAACUAAAAUCUAGCAUUGAUCCAAAUGGAAUAAUGAAUCCUUACAAAUUUUUUCCAAAUUAA
This is a messenger RNA of Entrophospora sp. SA101, 1536 nucleotides long. The record is from the annotation of a GenBank genome assembly. Lineage: Eukaryota; Fungi; Glomeromycota; Glomeromycetes; Entrophosporales; Entrophosporaceae.